UUUAAAUGAGGUUAUGUUUGUUAAUAGUACAUGAUAUUUAAGGACAGAGAGCGUUGUUGUGAAUUCAUAAAUUGGAAUUUGUAUGUAUACAUAUGCCAUGAAAAAAAAUUAAACUAGUCAAGUAAAAAAUUUUUACUAUACUAAUUUAAGGAUAAUUAAAUAAUUGUAGUUAGAGCGUUCACUUUUUAUUGUUAUUAUUAUUAUUAUUAUUAUUAUUAUUACUAUUAUUAUUAUGUUUCAAUCAUUCGGAAUAAAGUAAGGAUAGAUGAAAUUAAUGAUUGACAUAAUUUAUUGACGUUACGAAUAAAGUGUAUGUGUAUACGAGUAUUAAAUUGACAAUAACAAACAAUACUGAAACAAGUACCAUGGCACAAGGAACUCCUGAAUCAGAUGUUGGAAGCUUCGAGUGCUUUACUAAUUACACUGCACCUGAAGUUUUUAUUCAAGGACUUGCCGGCCUUGUUGACCAACAAGAUGUUGAAUCUAUGAUAAGAGCUCAAAAACAAAUGUUACAGAGAUUCGAAAAAACUAAUGAAAUGCUGACCAAUUGUAAUCAAUUGUCUAUUAGUCGUUUAAAAUCUGCUGGUGCUGAAUUUAAAAAACACACAGCUUUGUUAGCCGAAAUGAAAAAAGAUUUAGAUUACAUAUUUAAAAAAAUUAGAAUUGUAAAAAAUAAAUUAAAUCAACAAUAUCCACAAGCAUUUAAUGAAGCAGUAAGAAGUAGUUUAGCUGAGGAGGUAUUAGUUGAAGAUAUUAAUCAAGGACCGAAGCCAUUAGAACCGGAAAUUAUUACCCCAGUAAUUAAUAUGUCAACAGCAACAGAAAAAGAUCAAGACCCCGAUUCUGAUGUUCCAGUCGAGGAGUUUCAAUUUGCAAAGCUGCGUAAACGACAAUUAAAAAGAAAAGACGAUAGUUCCUCAACAGAUAGCAACAACGAUCACAGUAACGCGGACGAUUCGUCAGAUUUUACAAUGAAAGCAGAGGGAUCAACUACUCCAAUCGUUGUUUCGCAUAAAGUCAAAAUAAAAGAAGAAGUAAAAGAAUGUGAGUCACAGGAAUUAUCCCUAUCAUUUGAGAAAGAUCUACCAUUGACUGUUACGACUACUGCUAUUAACGAAAGUAUAAUCACAGCAUCUGUUACAACUAGCACAAUCCAAACUAGUACUAUUACAAUCAAUAAUUCAUCUAAUUCCUCAAAAAAACCAACGACUAUUGAUAACACUAACUCUGUUGUUAGUUUAAUUGCCAAGGAAUCCUUGUCAAGUGAUCUUAAAUGUAAAGAGGUAUUAUAUCUUGUAAAUCGCUCGCAAGAAAAUGUCAGUGAAGAAAAAUCACAUGACCGAGAAGAUAAUAUAUCAUCGUCUCCGACUAAUUGCAGUUUACUCAAACAAAAGUUAUCACAUCAUCAGCAACAAAAAUCCUCCUUGGUUGAAAUCAAUAAUGGACAAAAAUCUUUAUCCUUGUCGACGGAAAACCAAAGUCCUAAAGCAAUAUCUAUCAAAAUCGAAGACCAAGUCGAAGAUCCAUCUGCUAUGACAGGGGGUGCAGAUAAAAUCCAAGAAAAUUUAACAAUAACCGAAAAUAAUAAAUGUGACUUGAGCUCAUCUAAUGCCAAAAAUAAUAAUGGACCCAGAUGCAUUGCAAACAUUUUUACAGGGCAUACUAAAUUUAGAAGACUUCUGGGUACUCUUGUACAAUUUGCAAAUAAUAUAUCCAAUGAUACUGGUGAUACUGUUCGAACUCUUAUAUUUGGGCUUUUGAGUGGUGGAUUAGCUGUAGAAGAGUUUCAUACGUCUCUACAAGAAGUAACUAAUUUUCCUCUUAGAGAUUUUGUUUUACCGUAUCUAAAGCACACACUUCCUUUACUUCGCCGAAAUAUUACUGCGGCUGCUAGGUUCAAUAAUCAAACAUGUGCGCAAUAUUUGCGUUGUAAUGAGUCAGCUAUACUGGAGACUAUCAGUCUUACCGUACCGUCUGGAGAAAUAGUUCAACUAUUUGGUGAUUACAAUAACAGCAGCAGUAGCAGUAGCAGCAGCAACAACAGCAGCGGUAGUUGUAAUUACGGAAUACGUUCUACGUGUAUGACUAAUUCAAAUUUAAACUCAUUUCUACAGUCUUCAAAUUCUUUUUCAACAGUAUCACUUCACCAUUACAAUACUGGAAGAGCAGUGAAACGACGAGCUUCUGAUACUCUGUAUUAUGAAAAUGGUGUUGAAGAUCCUGUAAUUUAUGGUAAACGGCCAGUUAAUUCAUGGAAUCAUUCUCAACAUCAACAACAACAACAACAACAACAAUUACCUGAUUCUUAUUGUUUAUAUCAUUCGUCUUCUGGUAAUACUGUUCAAAAUAAUUUACAAACAUCUGGAUACGGAAACAAUCUCUUACCACCAAAUCUUAUUCAAAUCAAUCAAUCGCCGUCAUUUAGUUCAUACCAUCGAUCACAACAACAACAACAACAACAAUUAAAUUACAUGACAGCAAGUGCACAAAAUAUCUCAAGUCUUGACGAUGAAUGGAAAAAUAUUCAUGUAAUGCUCAAUUGCAUCUUAGGUAUGGUAGACAAAACAAAACGUGCUCUGGUGAUUUUACAAAAACGUGGUUCAUCUAGUCCAUGUGGUGGUAGUAGUAGUAGUAGUAGUAGUAGUACCACUACUCCAACAGUAACUAACGUUUCUCAACUUAUUUCUUCUACUCAGAAUCUAAGUAGUAACAAUAGUAAUCAUAAUUGUUUAAAUGGAUCACAAGUAGAGACAUCCGGAGAUCGUGAUGGUAAUCUUAAACGACUUUCUGGAGAAAUAAUUGCUCAAACAAUAAGAGCUACUCAAGAUCGUGUCACUGCGGAAGUUAAAAGGCAUGCUGAAGAAGCUGUCCAAGAAGUAAAACGUGUUGCUAUGGCUGAAGUACAACGUGCAGUAGCAGCAGCAGUCACUGAAUCACAAGUCAACGAAAGACUUGGGACUAAUCAACAACAUUUUGAUAGCUCGGUUUUACCUUUAAAAAAUUAUGGAAAUAUCAGACAAGGAUCAUUUUUCCGUCUAAAUAGUCAUUUAAUUAAUCAAAAUAUAGGCACAACUGUUAAUUCAAAUUUAUCCAGAGAGAACGAUAAAGAAGCUAUUUAUCAUCUUUCUAAUUCCACAUCUAGUUGUUGGAAUUGUGGAAGAUCAGCUAUGGAAACUUGUGGUGGAUGUGGAAUUGCAAGAUACUGCAGUUCUUUUUGCCAACAUCGUGAUUGGGAAAUAGGUGGACAUCACGUAACCUGUCGUCACACAAGUCCGCCAACUAGUGAAUCACGUCGUUCAUCUUCACGUAGUCCACCAAGAGUUGUUACUUUGACUCAAAAUGAUGUUAUCGGCGUUCCUAAUAAUGGUGCUAAUUUAUCUAAUAAUAUUACUCAAGCAAAAUGAUGUUAAGAAAUCUGAGAAAAAAACCCAACAAUUUUUUUUUUCUUUUAAUUAAUUUAAUUGAAA
Molecule: messenger RNA, 3467 nt
Organism: Microplitis demolitor
Lineage: Eukaryota; Metazoa; Arthropoda; Insecta; Hymenoptera; Braconidae
Gene: nvy
Product: protein CBFA2T2
Exons: 10
Coding region: 366-3404 (1012 amino acids)
Biological process (GO): DNA-templated transcription; negative regulation of DNA-templated transcription
Cellular component (GO): nucleus
Molecular function (GO): transcription corepressor activity
Source: RefSeq, a predicted model, not a curated record